ACAAACAUCCAAAUCCCACAAAGGAAAGCAAAGAAAAAAAAAACCCCUUUGAUCAUCAAUCAAACAUGAACAGCUUUGACAACUUGAACGACAAUAAUAAUAAUAAUGGUGAAUACACACAGAAAUGGAAUCUAGAUCCCGACAUGAUCGAUGUCAUGGUUGAAGUACCAAUAAUCAACGACAAAAAAGGGAGCUUUAAAACAAGGGAUGAACAACAACGACAUGGGGCUUCAAGGCCUGCAGGGAUGAGGCUUGGAAGAAGACAAUCCAAAGCUGAAAGAGGUUUUAAGAGCUUGAGAUUUCUCGAUCAUUCCGUGACCGGCAGAGAAGUCGAUGCUUGGAGAGCAAUCGAGCAUCGAUUCCAUCAACAUGCUAUUGAUCAUAGGCUUCCUAGAGAUAAAUUUGGACUUUGCAUAGGAAUGGGAGGAGAUUCAAAGGAUUUUGCAGGUGAAUUAUUUGACACAUUGAUGAGAAGAAGGAGGCUAUGUUUAGGAGGUGGUAUUACAUUGGAAGAGUUACAUGGUUUUUGGGAAGACAUAACUAACCAAGAUAUGGAUUUUCGUUUACAAAUAUUCUUUGAAAUGUGUGACAAAAAUGGUGAUGGCAAGCUUUCAGAGUCAGAAGUAAAGGAGGUGAUAAUCUUGAGUGCAUCUGCAAACAAGUUAGGAAAUCUCAAAAGCCAAGCAGGUUAUUAUGCAUCAAUGAUCAUGGAAGAGCUCGAUCCGGACCAUCUUGGAUAUAUAGAGUUGUCACAACUUGAAGCUCUAUUGAGGGAAGUCAUGGUAUUUGAUCAAGAUAACAGCAAGGUUAUGGGUAAAAGGACAUGUACUCUUACAAGAGCCAUGAUUCCAAAAAGAUACAGAACUCCAGUGAGCCGAGUCAUAUCAAGAACCGUCGAGCUCGUCCACGACAAUUGGAAGAGGAUAUGGGUGAUCGUAGUGUGGUUGGCGAUAAACGUGUUGUUAUUCCUUUGGAAGUUUAAUGAAUACAAGAAACACAAGGGAUUCAAAAUAAUGGGAUAUUGUCUUUGUGCUGCAAAAGGUGGAGCUGAGACAACCAAAUUCAACAUGGCUCUAGUCUUAUUGCCAGUUUGUAGAAGUACACUCACAAGUCUUAGGUCAACAUUCCUAAGUAAAAUAAUCCCAUUUGAUGAUAAUAUAAACUUCCACAAAGUAAUUGCAGUAGGGAUAGUAAUUGGGACAUGUAUUCAUGUGUUUAUGCACAUAUCUUGUGAUUUUCCAAGGAUAAUUGGUUGCCCUAGAGAGAAAUUUAUGCUACUUCUUGGCCCUAAUUUCAAUUAUCAUCAACCAAGUUAUCAAGAUUUGGCGAAAAGUAUACCUGGGGUUUCUGGGGUUUUCAUGUUGAUUAUUAUGGGAAUUUCAUAUGUUUUGGCCUCACAUCAGUUUAGAAGAAAUGUUAUUCAGUUGCCUUCACCUUUACAUCAUUUGGCUGGCUUCAAUGCAUUUUGGUAUUCUCAUCAUUUGCUUAUUGUGGUUUAUGUUCUCUUCAUAAUACAUGGAUACUACCUCUUCUUGAUCACUCAAUGGUACGUCAAAUCGACAUGGAUGUAUUUAGCAAUCCCAAUGUCUUUAUAUGCUAGUGAGAGACUUCUUGCAUCAGUUGCUGAGCUAAAGCAUAGUGUUGACAUUAUUAAGGCAGUGAUAUAUACAGGGAAUGUUCUUGCACUAUAUAUGACAAGACCUCAAGUUUUUAGAUAUAGAAGUGGAAUGUAUCUUUUCAUCAAGUGUCCAGAUAUAUCAAGUUUUGAAUGGCAUCCGUUCACUAUAACUUCUGCCCCAGGAGAUGACUACUUGAGUUGUCAUAUUAGAACAUUAGGAGAUUGGACUGCAGAGCUUUAUUACAGGUUCGCAAAGGUAUGUGAAAUGGAGAAAAAUGUACAAGCAAGAAGGGGAAGUCUAGUCAAAAUGGAAACUAAAGCAUAUGCUGCUGAUAGCUAUUCUCAAUUAAGAUAUCCAAGAAUUGUGAUAAAAGGGCCAUAUGGUGCUCCAGCACAAGAUUACAAAAAGUAUGAUAUUCUUCUCCUUAUAGGGCUUGGAAUUGGGGCAACUCCAAUGAUCAGCAUUAUAAAAGAUGUUUUAAACUCCAUCAAGCCAAUUGACAAUCAUAGCGAUUCAGUACACAAACGACAUUCGCUGAAGACCAAUAGAUGUGGCCCCGAAAGAACAUACUUUUAUUGGAUUACAAGAGAACAAGGCUCAUUUGAAUGGUUCAAAGGUGUUAUGAAUGAUAUAUCUGAAUAUGAUCAUGAUCAUGUAAUAGAAAUGCAUAAUUACUUGACUAGUGUUUAUGAGGAAGGAGAUGUAAGAUCUGCUCUUAUUACCAUGGUGCAAAAGCUCCAACAUGCUAGGAAUGGAGUUGACGUUCUUUCCGAAAGUCGGAUACGAACUCAUUUUGCUAGACCAAAUUGGAGGAAGGUGUUUACGGAAUUGGCAAAUAAUCACAUGGCUUCGCGUGUAGGUGUGUUUUAUUGUGGAAGUGCUACACUUACCCAAACAUUAAGGAAACUAUGUCAAGAGUUUAGCUUAAGCUCAACAACUCGUUUUCACUUUCACAAGGAGAAUUUCUAGACACAUUGAGAUGAAAUUUGAAGUGUGUAGUAGCCUUUAAUGUGUAAGUAAAAGGAUGUUAUUACCAUAUCAUGCAUGUAUAACUCAAAAGUUUUGUGUAGCUGUGAAAAUUGAAUGUCUCACUUUGUUUUUAAAUAUAUUGUGUAUAUAUAAACAAAGAAAAACAGAAUUCCAAGCAUUUAAUUUAUAGUUAGUUGUUAUUGAUGGUGUUUAAAUAUACCAUUUGUUAUACAUA
Cucumis melo (muskmelon) is the source of this 2823-nucleotide messenger RNA. RefSeq names its product putative respiratory burst oxidase homolog protein H. The record is from RefSeq and is a predicted model, not a curated record. The coding region runs from base 66 to 2588 and encodes 840 amino acids. Gene Ontology annotation, molecular function: calcium ion binding; NAD(P)H oxidase H2O2-forming activity; peroxidase activity. Lineage: Eukaryota; Viridiplantae; Streptophyta; Magnoliopsida; Cucurbitales; Cucurbitaceae. The transcript is spliced from 14 exons. Gene Ontology annotation, cellular component: plasma membrane.